AUGGAUGACGGUCGAGAAACCGGGUUUUCGAAUGAAAAUGUGGUUCGCAUAGUUCCUGGAACCCCUGGAAAGGGUGGUGUUGAGAAUUGGGAUCCAGGGUCCACUGACCAGGCAGUUUGGGCAACUGAGGAUGAUUAUAGGGCUUGGAAUAGGGAGGCCUCAGUUGAUACUGUUUCCAAUUCAAAUUAUGAUGGAUGGCAAUCCCAAUCCCGGUCUGGUAGCGAGCCGCCCAACAAGAAAUCAAGAAAUUCCCAAUCUGGGGAUUCGGGGUCUAGUAAUCGAUCAAAAGCAAUAGGAAAGAUGUUCUUUAAGACCAAACUAUGCAGCAAAUUCCAGGCGGGGACUUGCCCAUAUAUCAGUAACUGUAAUUUUGCGCAUAGUAUUGAAGAACUUCGUAGACCCCCUCCCAAUUGGCAAGAAAUUGUGGCUGCCCACGAGGAAGAACGAGGAGUGUCAUCUGAGCUGAGGGAAGAAUUCCAGAUUCCAUCAUUUGCAUCUGGUUUUGUUGGGGAGACUCAGAGGUGUUAUAAAGGGAGACAUUGCAAGAAGUUCUAUACUGAAGAGGGCUGUCCAUAUGGAGAUAAUUGCACUUUUCUCCAUGACGAACAGUCGAGAGCACGGGAAAGUGUGGCCAUAAGUUUGGGUCCUGGGCCAGGUGGUGGACAGAUAGGUGGUGGCAGCUGCGGAUCAAACCUGAAGCCUUCGAAUUGGAAAACACGGAUUUGUAACAAGUGGGAGAUGACAGGGUAUUGCCCAUUUGGAAGCAAAUGUCAUUUUGCUCAUGGGUCUGCAGAACUGCAUCGUUAUGGUGGGGGUGUAAUGGAGGGGGAAGUUAAAGAUUUUUCUGCUUCUCUGGAUCAAAAGCAGGGGAUGUUGUUGCCUUCAAGAACUUCAAGUGAUAAUACAGUUCCACCUCUCACUUCAGUUCCUCACUUAGACAGUUAUCAUGUUGGGGUUCCACCACAGAGGUUGUCCAAUGUAAUCCCGAAGGUAGGGCAAAGACCCCAUCAGAAGUGGAAGGGUCCAGACAAAAUUAGUAAAAUAUAUGGUGACUGGAUCGAUGACAUCGAGUAG
Messenger RNA from Ilex paraguariensis (yerba mate), 1074 nucleotides. NCBI's taxonomy places the organism in Eukaryota, Viridiplantae, Streptophyta, Magnoliopsida, Aquifoliales, Aquifoliaceae. The record is from the annotation of a GenBank genome assembly.